GCCAACACCAGCUGCUCCCACCGCCUACUACACGUGACCUUCCGCAUCAUGCAAGCUUCGAUGCUGCUCGCGUUUGUAUUGGGCCAGAGCUUCUUCAUGCACGCACUAGCGAUCCCCAUCCGCUCGCUUGCUGAAGACUACUCAAACACGGCCGUCACCCCUGCGAGUGGACAGUAUUGGUCAAAGCAGAAUGUCCUUACGCUUAUUGGUGUGUGCGUUGGUGUCGUCACUGUUAUCAUCGGAUUGGUCGGCGUUCUUGUUGCAUCGCCCAAGAUACGAGAGUGGCUGUGCAUGCCCAUCCAUUGGUUCAAAUGGCGUGUGAAACGUACUACAAGAGACAGUUGCACCUCGUCCGUACCACAAGGCCGGUCAUUAACCAUUAAGAAUUGGAAGAAAAGAGAUGAGAAGGCGGUCCGCCAUCAAUUGCAAACCCGUUACAAUGAGUUCCUAGAGGCAAGACGAGGGGGUUUCUGAUGUAGAGAGGGAUCUUUGACUUGUCAAAUGUGGCAGUCGAUUUUGGAAUCGUUCAACAAAUGGGUGUCAACGAUGACAUCUCCGUUUACUUCCUAUGACCGUUUCCGUACUUUGGUUCUUGUUGUAUAUAGUUCUUCUUCCUUGUUGUUUUGAAGUGGCCCUAUACAUAACAACCAGAAUAUUCAGCUUGUUAUACAUCCACCACAUGUGG
Alternaria alternata is the source of this 685-nucleotide messenger RNA. RefSeq lists its product as hypothetical. The record is from RefSeq and is a predicted model, not a curated record. NCBI's taxonomy places the organism in Eukaryota, Fungi, Ascomycota, Dothideomycetes, Pleosporales, Pleosporaceae. The coding region runs from base 49 to 474 and encodes 141 amino acids. The transcript is spliced from 2 exons.